This is a messenger RNA of Lotus japonicus, 846 nucleotides long. RefSeq names its product transcription repressor OFP14-like. Gene Ontology annotation, biological process: negative regulation of DNA-templated transcription. The coding region runs from base 1 to 846 and encodes 281 amino acids. The transcript has a single exon. Lineage: Eukaryota; Viridiplantae; Streptophyta; Magnoliopsida; Fabales; Fabaceae. The record is from RefSeq and is a predicted model, not a curated record.
AUGGAAGUGAAUGUUGCCAUCAAUACUCUACUUAUAAAACACACUCCUCAACCUGUACCACUUCACUCAAACCCUCAAACUGCAGACAUGCCGAAGAACAUUAGGAAAUCCCUCAGUGACUGCCUCUCCAAGAUAAAAAAUCCUCGCUCACAAAUCCAUUUACCCUCUAAGAAAUGGAUCCUCAGAGGCUGCAAGCCUCUCAUCCCUCCUUCUUUCUCCAUGGAUGAUAAGAGAAACAAAAAGAAGAAUGACAAUGAAGCCACUCUAGAUGACAUUGACCAUUUUCUCUUUGAGAAUUUCAGGACUCUGUUCCUCGGAGACGACAAAGAAAUCAACAACAACAACAAUGCCCACCAGGUCCAUAACAACACCCAUGGAAAAUCUCCAAUGCCAAGUCCCACAUCCUUAAUUUCAUUCGAGGAGCCAUCACCAGAUCUCGGAGGCUCUAGAAGGUUCUUCGUGACCCGUGGAUUCUCGGGGUCGAGCAGCUCAACCACGACACCCACAAAGAAUUGCGAUGGUUCAUGUUCAAAGGAGACAAUCACAUUGUCCAAUAACUAUGUGGCAGUGUUGGUGUCGUGCACAAAGAGCCCCUACGAGGAAUUCAAGAAAUCGAUGGAAGGCGUAGUGAGAGCGAGGCUGAGGAACGAUGAGAAUGUGGACUGGGAUUUCAUGGAAGAACUUUUGUUCUCUUACAUGAACAUGAAUGAGAAGCAGGUACACAAGUUUAUUCUUGCUGCUUAUGUGGACAUGAUCAGCCUCAUGUGCAAUCCUCCGGAACCUGCAAAGAGUGUGAGGAUCAGCAAGGAGAUAAGGAAGAAGGCUGAAGGAGUGAAAUUGGGUUGA